CAGCCUUUACGCUGGGAUGUAUCACGUGAGGCGUUUCAAACCUAAAAGAAGCCCCGAAGAGAACCUCCUCUUGGAAUCUGAACAGGAUCUCGCCUGGACUCCUGUCAUUUUAUCCAUGAGACAGAUCUUGCCCCAGAAGUACUUUUACCUUUUUCUGAUCAUGAAUUUCUUUCAAGUCUUUAAUUUAACCUCUUCAGCAACUUCAUGAUGAUCUUUGCAGAUAUUCUUAUUCCCAGAGAUGUACUAUCUUCUUCUAUAAGGAGCAUUAUGUAUGGGGCAGGCUUUAUUUGCCCACAGUGCCUCGUACUUAUCAGUCAGUCCUGGCUGAAAAAGUUUGAUUACUAUAAGAUCAUCUUAAUUUCUUUCUAUGUAGAAGGAACAGCCUCUAUUGUCAUGUUACUCCUGAGAAAGCAAUACUACUACUGUUUGGCUCUUUAUCUCACUAUUAUCAUGGUUAUCGUGCAAGCUUCGGUUUCCUUGUUUACCCUGCCACUAGCUGACGUGGUCGAUGCAGAUUUACUGAAGUUUAAUCAGCAGUCACCCCUUCCCUCAGUGGUUUUUGGCAUUAAUGCUUUGUUUACCAAACCUGCCCAGUCUUUAGCGCCCAUGGUGAUACUCUCUAGGCUAAACCAGUAUGAAUAUGGAAACACAAAUAGCAGGUAAAGUAAAAAAAAAAAAAAGGCUCUUGAAAUAAUGUAAAAGAAACAUGAAAGCAAACAUAGCCUUUAACGUUAAUUACUAAGCAAUUAUCUUGACCUUUGUAUAUUAUUAGUCACUAACUUGUAUCAUGAGUAAGGUAUAAUAAAAAGUAUUAGUAUCAAA
Nomascus leucogenys (northern white-cheeked gibbon) is the source of this 822-nucleotide messenger RNA. RefSeq names its product transmembrane protein 180-like. Lineage: Eukaryota; Metazoa; Chordata; Mammalia; Primates; Hylobatidae. The record is from RefSeq and is a predicted model, not a curated record. Bases 205 to 663 code for a protein of 152 amino acids. The transcript is spliced from 4 exons.